Messenger RNA from Photinus pyralis (common eastern firefly), 1301 nucleotides. It is a transcript of the gene nac, whose product is annotated as GDP-fucose transporter 1. Gene Ontology annotation, molecular function: antiporter activity. Lineage: Eukaryota; Metazoa; Arthropoda; Insecta; Coleoptera; Lampyridae. Gene Ontology annotation, biological process: GDP-fucose import into Golgi lumen; protein O-linked glycosylation via fucose. The transcript is spliced from 5 exons. Gene Ontology annotation, cellular component: Golgi apparatus. The record is from RefSeq and is a predicted model, not a curated record. The coding region runs from base 217 to 1077 and encodes 286 amino acids.
CGUUUGGUGUUUGAUGAAGGAUAAGAUUAAAUAGGAAAAAUGAUUACAAAACAUCUGCAAUACAUACGUUAACCAGUGCCACCAUGGCAGCAUCGAGGAACGAAAAUCUAGUUUCUAAGUACAUCCAAAUUUUCUUAAUAAUAGCAGGAUACUGUCUCCAUUGUAACUGUAUUUGUGAAUAAGAGGCUACUAAGCGAAACCAAUCUUAAUGCGCCUAUGAGCGUGGCACUAUUUCAAACAUUUAUAACUGCACUAAUAUGUUUCGUGCUUAUACAGCUGAGUGCCGUAUUUCCGCAAUACUUCAAAUUCACGCCGGGUAAUCCAUUCCAGGCGCAUGUCGUGAAAGAUGUUCUUCCUGUGUCUGUGCUAUUCACGGCAAUGAUCGCCACGAAUAACCUAUGCCUUAAGUACGUGUCGGUGGCAUUUUACUACGUUGGACGUUCGCUUACGACCAUUUUUAAUGUAAUUUUUUCUUAUUUAAUACUUAGCGAGAAAACUUCUUGUCCAAGUCUGUUGUGUUGUUUUAUGAUAAUUUUUGGUUUCUACUUAGGUGUAGAUCAAGAAAACUUGGCAGGUAGUCUGUCUGUUAACGGGACCAUAUUUGGCGUCACAUCGUCGCUCUCGUUAUCGUUAUAUUCAAUUUUUAUAAAACGUGUCCUAGCGACCAUCAAUCAGGAUGUUUGGCUACUGACGUAUUACAAUAAUAUUUAUUCGACGAUUUUAUUUAUACCACUGAUGCUACUUAAUGGUGAAGUGGUCACAUUAUGGGAGUAUAGUGACUUAUUCGCACCGAAAUUCUGGUUAUUAAUGAGUGUAGGUGCGCUGUGCGGCUUUACAAUUGGGAUAUUUACGUCUCUUCAGAUUAAGUACACAUCCGCGUUAACGCAUAACAUAUCGGGCACUGCUAAGGCAUGCGUGCAAACAAUUUUAGCAACGUAUUGGUAUCAGGAAAUGAAAUCGUUUCUUUGGUGGACUUCCAAUGCAAUUGUUUUGAUUGGUAGUGCGGGUUAUGCUAGAGUGAAGCAAUUGGAGAUGGAGAAGAAGUACAAAAGUGCCAAUGCGUACCAAAAAGUUUAAUGCAAUCGUUUAAACUGUGAUUCUGUUGCAUUUUUAUAUAAGUAGGUAAAUUUUUGUCCAUUGCUAAUGAACCUAUUUAUUACAUCCACAUGUAUAGCCCAAUGCUUUAUUCAACAAAUAGGUUUAUUUCAGGGUGUGAUAUAUUUUCAGAAUAUUUCUUAUUUAAUUUAUGUCUUCUUGUCUUGAUCAGUUCAAUUGACAAAACAAAAAAUCUUAAUAAACUU